AUGAGCGUCGGCGGGGUCGUUGCAACCGCCAUCGCGGCGGCGCUUGGGCUCCAUUUCUGUCUCUUCGGCUUUCUACGGCUCGCUCUCCGUCUGCUUGCACCGAGAGACGAUUCGACUGCGCCGGUGAGACGUACUACCCCGCGCGUCUCAUACGCGACAGCAUCCACGCAAACCAUGGAGACGCGCGUCUCAUACGCGACAGCAUCCACGCAAACCAUGGAGACAGUGGGGUGCCGGCGGGACACUGACGAGAGGCUUCUCCCCAUGGCCGAGAGGGCAGAGGACGAGGGCGACCUGCAUCAUACCGGCGGUGCUCCAACCGUGCAAGAUAUCAGCGGCCACCACGAGGGGAAAGGAAACAGUCCGAUCGCCAGCCAAGGCAUCCUUCCCGGCGACCUGUUGGCUGAGGUCGUUGAAUGCUGCCAUGAAGCCGAUCUCAUGAACAUUGCUACAGCCUCUCGCGAUUUGUGGCAGAUCACUCGCAGCCGGCGCUUCAGGACACUGGUCAUCAGGCCGCGAAGGUUCUUCUCCUUCGCGAAAUGGCUCUACGCGCGCGCAAUUGAGAGCAAGUCCCCUGCCCAAGCCCUUUACACUCCCAUCCCUGGUCUCAACUUCACGAUGCCGAUCACAGAGUUCGGCCGUGAUCCAUUGGACCGCUAUGUGCGUACCCUUGUCUUACCGACGCGCUGGACGGAAGGCACCGCUGCGUUUCUGAAGGUCAUUGCCGCACUAGCACCCAGCGGGAUACACACCUUGGUUCUCGGCGGCAGGAACGAGCAGCAUGCAUGGUACGCGCAGAUGUGGCAGGCCUGGGUACCCGUCACAAUGGACCCGCUUCUGAAGAACGUCAAGACGCUAGUGUUUCACGAGCCAACGAACGACGGGCUGCACUUCAUCCUCCGUCGGCGGCCCACAGGCGAUGGACCAGCGCUCUCAGAGACCGUCCGCAGCAUCGAGAUACAGCCACCGCAGAUGGAUUCCGAUGGCGCGCCCCCCAACUCUUGGUACGAGCUCUGGUGGGACGAGGGCACUGUCCCAGGGGACGCUGCGGGAGAUGAGGACAAGGAUUUGCUACUGGCGGUUAGCUCUCUCCACGUCCACCUCGUCGCCGGAAUCCGCGGCGUGAUGACCGGCCUCCAUUUCCCUUGUCUCGAAGCGCUCACACUCGAGUUGACGCUCAUGUAUGGAGAUGACUGGGAGUUUGUGGACCGUCUGUUGACCGAGUGCGCUGACAAGCUUCGCCGACUUCGUGUCAUGGCUCGUGAGGAAGCAGCCUUCGACGAUGUCCUCGACAUACGCAAGGACCUAACUCAGCUCAUUCGCGUUGAGGUCGACUGGCGCGCCCUCACAGCACUCGCUGGCUUGGAACACGUUACCUCCCUCGGAAUGGUUGAGGUGAUUGUCAGGACGUACGACUCCGACGUAGCCGUCGCGAGCGAGUAUGACGAGGCCAGGCGCACGCUGACGACAGGCCAUUGGAAGAGGGUCGCUGUCGUGGACAAGCCUUUCUUGAAGCUCCCAGGCCAGGAGAGCAUGCGCGAAGACCAUCAUCAGAACUUGAAGCGGAGGUUGAACUGGUCGCAAAUCGAGUUCGAGUAG
This is a messenger RNA of Schizophyllum commune H4-8, 1599 nucleotides long. RefSeq lists its product as uncharacterized. The record is from RefSeq and is a predicted model, not a curated record. The coding region runs from base 1 to 1599 and encodes 532 amino acids. Lineage: Eukaryota; Fungi; Basidiomycota; Agaricomycetes; Agaricales; Schizophyllaceae. The transcript is spliced from 5 exons.